AUGGCAGGAAUGCCACAUCUGGGACUUGCUGCUGCAUCCUCCUCAAUUUCAGUAAAAGGUGGAUUGUCUUGUGCAAUCCCCUUGUCACCCAAGCAACAACAAUCUUUUGUGUCCCCCAGGGCACUCUACAGUGACCGGCCACCCCCAAUGACCGAGAAACCACGAUGGUGGUGGAGGACUAUAUCAUGCCUUCCUUAUCUAACCCCCCUUUGUUUGACAUGGGCAUUUUCAGAGCCAGCAUUUCAUCUUCACCCUUUCUUGGAAAACGUCGAACACUUGGCAUUGCCCUUCUUACAGGCUACAUUGUGGAAAAUGCCCGGAUGGCUCGAGAUUGCAUAUCUCACUUUUUUGCAGCUUGGUGUGGUGAGGAGAAAGGAAUGGCCGCACUUCUUCAGGUUCCACAUACUGAUGGCAACGCUACUGCAGAUGGCUUUGCAUAUUGUAGUAUGUGUAUGCCAAACCAUGCCCCUUGCCAUGUUUUGGAGUAGAAUUGGUAUGCAUAUUUGGGUUGGUCUUGCAUUUAUUUAUAUGUUUCUGAUUAUGGAGUGCAUGAGAUGUGCUCUUGGUGGGAUGUAUGCUGAUAUCCCAUUCUUCUGUGAUGCGGCUUAUAUGCAAGUUCCAUUUUGA
Molecule: messenger RNA, 627 nt
Organism: Ilex paraguariensis (yerba mate)
Lineage: Eukaryota; Viridiplantae; Streptophyta; Magnoliopsida; Aquifoliales; Aquifoliaceae
Source: the annotation of a GenBank genome assembly